AUGGAGUCAUGUCAGUGUCAGCCCCCAGUGCAAGGUGAAUUAUCGCCACUUGGCCCAUCGCGCCUCAUUUUACGAGGAGAAGGUGUCAAACCAUGCCCAGCGGUCAACCAAGCCAUUUGUUUGCUGUUUCUCAGCUCGCCAGCAACGCCAAGAUGGCCUCAAAUUUUCUACCAUCUUGGCAGACGAUUCUGCCUAAAAGCGCAAAUUGGUGCUUGCGUGUCAUGUUUCAUUCCAUACCCCGUGAUAAUAAACACGGCGGCAAAUACAUGCCCACAUAUUCCACGGCGCCUACCUCUCGUCGUCAUCAACGUCCAUGCUGCCCAACCCGUUGCACAGGGCACUCCAAAGCUCAUCUCAUCCGCCCCUAAACAAAAAUCCCAGUCAUCCCAAAAUUACAGCAAAACAUGCCCCAAAUGCCAAGAACCAGCGGCGUCGCAAUGCCGUAUCACCAACCCGGUGGUGAUGGGGUCCAGACCUUUAAUUAUAUCUUUUGUCGCAGAGUCGCAACCCGUGGUACAACCCAUGUCCGUUGGCGGCGGGUGUAAUUUCGCUUGCCCAUCGUGGUGGUUUCACCGGGAUGCCCUGCUAGUGAGACGAUCGGAUGGACGGCAGCAGAGGGGGAUGCGUCGUCCUCGUGGGAUGAGGGGCUUUGGGAAAUUACGUGUAGGGAUUGGGAUCGGGACGGCGCGUGUGGGCUUUUUGUGUUUGCGGAGGAUGUGA
Messenger RNA from Pochonia chlamydosporia 170, 720 nucleotides. RefSeq lists its product as hypothetical. The record is from RefSeq and is a predicted model, not a curated record. NCBI's taxonomy places the organism in Eukaryota, Fungi, Ascomycota, Sordariomycetes, Hypocreales, Clavicipitaceae. Bases 1 to 720 code for a protein of 239 amino acids. The transcript has 2 exons.